This is a messenger RNA of Verticillium nonalfalfae, 1182 nucleotides long. RefSeq lists its product as uncharacterized. Bases 1 to 1182 code for a protein of 393 amino acids. Lineage: Eukaryota; Fungi; Ascomycota; Sordariomycetes; Glomerellales; Plectosphaerellaceae. The transcript is spliced from 2 exons. The record is from RefSeq and is a predicted model, not a curated record.
AUGAUCCCCUCGUCGUGGUCCCAUGAACAGGGCAGCUCCAUCGACAUUAUGGAUGCUUGCUUCGUUCGUGAUCCCAGCUUCGACUUCAACACUCCCUUGCUCAGCAGCAGCUCUGCUUCCUCACCGACCUACGACUCCUGCGAUCCCUUCACUCCUCGGUCUGGGCGAUCUACUCCCCACGCCUCCGCAGUUGAUUUCAGCGAAUCCUUCUCUUCUCACGGUUCAUUCAACUUUGAGCCUGCCGCGGCUGGCAUGCCGAUACACCACAAGAACCACAGCCACCAACACUAUCACAGAACCGGCACCAUGGACAUGCCUCUUCAGUACUCUGCUUCCAUGCCUCUCACACCCAGCCGCCGCCACUUCUCUGGCAUAGACAUUGAUUACAAUACGAUGCUUCAGGCCACACUCAACCAGCAGUGCAUGACCACCAUGUCACCCGUACAGGCCACCAUGAUGGACCAGUAUGCCUCUAUGCCCCAGGAUCUCCAGUCCUCCCCCUUCACGAUGCCCACUCCCAGUCGCUCUCUUCCCAGCUCUACACCAAACCACGCCGUCAACAUGUGGCCUUGCAACGAGAGCCCCAUCAUGAUGUUUGGCAACCAUGGCACGCCAUCCCCCUCUCCUCUCCAGUCCAUGUCGAUGAAGCGCGAUCACGACUCACCCUCACCUCCUCCAUCGAGGUCCUUCCGUCGUCGUACUAUGACCGAGGCGCAGCGGAGGACGAUGGCUCUUCAGAGACACCAGAGUGAGAUGAUGUACCGCAGCCAGCACGACUCGGAGGCCAUGGCACAGCUCAGGUCCAUGAAGCUUGACCACCACUCUGCAGAGGAUGAGCUUGACUCUGUCUACGUCGACCGCCGCGUGGUCCCCCGUCCUCGCGAGAGGUGCGACUUCAUGGGGUGCCGCAAGACAUACCAGAAGAAGGAGCACUUGAAGAGGCACCAGAGGGCCGCCCAUGGCAUUGGUGGUACUCCUGAGAUGCACACCUGCCCUGCUGAUGGUUGCCACAAGGUCUUCAAGGACCGUUUCGACAACUUCAAGCAGCACCUCCGCAUUCACAAGGACGGCAAGAGCACAAGGACGCCAUACAACGAAGAGGCAGCUCAGAUGUAUGACGAGUUGUGCAAGCAGAGCAAGACCCGCAACACAAAGAAGGGUCUCAGGACUGCCAAGGCCUAG